AUGUUGAGAUUACUUGCAAGCAGAAGCUACACAUUCAAAUUACAAAAGCGAUUUUAUUCAGAGCUACCUUACAACAGGAUACAUGUACCCGUUAUGCUAUCCGAAGUGAUGCAGCAUUUACAACCAAAGGACAACGAGAUCUAUUGUGAUUUGACGUUUGGAGAUGGUGGAUAUACAAAGGCAUUACUUGAUCAUUGUAAUUGUAAAGUGAUUGCAGUGGAUCAAGAUCCAACUGCAUACGAAAAGGCUCUCAAGCUAUCACAACUAGAUAAAUACAAGACCAGGCUAAUCCCUGUUCUAGGGAGAUUUGGCUCUAUUUAUGAUUACUGCAAAUCUCAUUUUGAUAGAAUCCCUUGUUUUGAUGGUAUUGUUAUGGAUAUCGGUGUUUCCAGUGGGCAAUUAGAGUCACCAGAGAGAGGAUUUUCCUACAAGUUAGACGGACCACUAGAUAUGCGUAUGUUUUCUAGAGGUAGAAACAGUACUGAUGCACCAGUUCAUGAGGAUGAAACGGCUCUUUUGAAAAAAUCAGUCUCUGCCUAUGAAAUUGUCAAUUAUUUUUCUAGAGAGGAAAUAGCAGACAUCAUAUAUCAAUACGGUGGAGACAGACUAUCUCGAAAGAUUGCUUCUGCUAUUAUAACAGCAAGGCAAAAGGGACCUAUUGAAACUACUUCUGCACUUGCAGCUAUUAUUCACAAGGCGUGUCCUCAACCAAAAUGGCAACGGGGUAAUGAUGACAUGCUAAGAAACUCUGCUGCCCGUACCUUUCAAGCAUUUCGUAUAUACAUCAAUAACGAGCUGGGUGAGCUUGAAAGUGCUUUAAAAGCAAGUGAAUAUUUGCUCAAAUCAGAAGGUCGACUGGCCAUUGUGACCUUCCAUUCCUUAGAAGAUAGAAUGGCUAAGCGUUUCUUAUAUCACUGCUCAGGGAAGAGAUCCCUGGCUGAUUCACAGCAUAACCAAUUUGAUCUUAAAAGAGCAGUUCAUAGAGAACGAAGAAAGGCGAUGAAAUAUACCAGUGAUGAUGAUGUUGAUGAUACGUUAUUUAGACAGCCCUCUGUAAAAGCAGAAAGUGUAUCGCCUUCUUUUGAAAUAUGCACCAAACAUGUUAUACAACCAUCAGAGGAGGAACUCGAAAAUAAUGCCAGAUGCAGAUCAGCUAAACUUAGAGUAGCAAAACGCACGAACGCAUCGCCAUUAGCACCUUUUGGACAAUUAUCAUAG
Messenger RNA from Rhizopus microsporus ATCC 52813, 1218 nucleotides. RefSeq names its product bacterial methyltransferase. The transcript has 3 exons. The record is from RefSeq and is a predicted model, not a curated record. Gene Ontology annotation, biological process: rRNA base methylation. The coding region runs from base 1 to 1218 and encodes 405 amino acids. Lineage: Eukaryota; Fungi; Mucoromycota; Mucoromycetes; Mucorales; Rhizopodaceae. Gene Ontology annotation, molecular function: rRNA (cytosine-N4-)-methyltransferase activity.